Mucor velutinosus is the source of this 2253-nucleotide messenger RNA. RefSeq lists its product as uncharacterized. The record is from RefSeq and is a predicted model, not a curated record. The transcript is spliced from 6 exons. Gene Ontology annotation, molecular function: guanyl-nucleotide exchange factor activity. Lineage: Eukaryota; Fungi; Mucoromycota; Mucoromycetes; Mucorales; Mucoraceae. Gene Ontology annotation, cellular component: cytoplasm. Bases 1 to 2253 code for a protein of 750 amino acids.
AUGGGUAAUAAAACAAACAAGCAAACCAGCUCUUACGGCUUUCUUAAACCAUCCACUGGAGGCAUUCAUAAAAAGACGUAUGGAUCCUCUCGUGUUGGUAAGAAGGCGAAAGAAAUGGUGAAAAAGAAUUUGUCCCUUUUUCUAAAAGGCUUAAAUUUGCAACAAAUGAUCAAUUACAGCACAACUAAUGAUCCACCAUCAUCCUCUUCUUCUAUGUUCAACAAUAGUAAUAGUAGCGCCAAUGCCUUUACAAGCUUCAGCAUCAAAAGCAAUCAAAAUAGGCUGGCAGCAAACGAAAUCGAUGAUGAGCAAAGCCAUCGAGCCGUAUCGUCGUCAGUCAAUCAAGAAUUCGCUCUUCAUGCUUCGCCAUCGUGGCAGUACGUAGCCUCCACUGUAGGUGAACCACGGUUCCCUCAUGUUGAUGCGCUGCCCCGUACCUGGAAAGACAGUUUGACGGCGGAUCAGAAAAACGCCUAUUCCUUCACAGCAAAACAGAUGAAAUAUCAGGAACUUGUCUAUGAGAUCAUCUUGACAGAGCAAUCCUAUGUGGAUGAUUUGAUCUUGGUGUACAAGAUCUUUAUCAAGGAGGCACUGCAAUGGGAUGGGCUUCCUUCAGCAGUGAGGAACUUGUUCGAAAAUAUAUUCCAGAUCAUUCGGUUGCACAUGCAAUUGUUACGAGAAUUGAGAGCAAAGCAACUAUCACAGUAUCCUGUGAUAUCAUCGAUUACUGAUAUAUGCCGAUCUUACGUAAGCCGAUUUGACAUUUACUCGGCCUACUUUUCAAAUUUCGAGAAAGCCAACAACAUCAUCGCAGAGAGCAUCAGGGUGCAAGAUGAGCUUGGAUCAUUCAUAUCACGCCGGUCGUUGUGGAAGGAAUGUCGCAAUUUACCUUUGACAGCCUACUUACUUACGCCAAUACAAAGGGUCAUGAAAUACCCACUUUUCUUCAAAUCACUAGCAGAAUGUCUGCCAGACACAGAUGGAGACAUGGAAAAUAUCGAAUGCUUUUUGAUGGAAAUGGAUGUGGUGCUACGGUAUUUCGAGAAACAAAAGAAAGAAUCCGAGGAUUUCAUCAAACUGGAGGAUUUAGCAAGCAGAAUAUCAGGAUUGGAGGGAUCCACUAUCCGCAUCGCUGAAUAUGGAAGAAGACUGAUCUACGAGGGGUAUUUGACAAUUAUUCCAGGCACACAGCAAAACCUAGCAACCCGCUUUGAUAACUCUUCAAAUGUCUCAUUCUCAAGCGCUGUACACCCUCCGCCAUUGAGCAGACGAAAUAGCUCAUUCUCACUGUCUUCUGCUAGAAAGCAAAAGAGAACAUAUGUGUUUUUGUUCAAUGACAUGAUUGUGUGCACGAGGGAAAGAAACAAGAGAAGGAUGAGUGUAGUGGAUAACAAAGCAAUGGCACCUCCUCCAAGAAAAGGAUCCUACUAUGGCCCAUCUGCUGACACACUAUUCAAGAUUACACAUACACCAGGAAGGAUUACACUUGUAGAUAGAGCAGUUAUGAGGCCUGCGGCAAACAGUGAAAGAUUAUCGAGGCGCGGAUCAGCAUUAUUUCAAUCACUGCGAAGGUAUGGAUCUCGUAGCCAAGAAGAAGGCGCUCCUCCUGUGCCUAGCAUCAGCUCAGCAUCAGCCAAUGAUCUAUCGUUCAGCGUGCCGCAUUAUUGUGAGCAAUCACCACCACCACCACCGUCACCACAACAGCAACCAUCAUCCAUCACAUAUGAAAAGCAUCCAACUCAGUUCAUAUGCUCUAUUGCUACUAAGAAUCUCACCAACAUACAGUUUGAAGCAGAGACUCCUGAAGAAAAGGACAUGUGGUGCAGCCAUUUAGAGAGCGUGCUUGGUGAGCAUGUCCAGCGCAACUGUCAGCAGCAGGAACAAAAGCAGCACUACAUAUCGAGUGACAAGGACACUAGCACAGGGAUCGCAUACCAAAGGGCUACUUUGAGCCCAACACAAUCUAGCUAUUCAUUUGAAAGCAAUUCGUCAAAUGAAUCGCUUGCAUUCUCAUCCGUGGCUUGGAAUGGCUAUUGUGACAUUGAAAAGAUGGAUAUAGAUGACGAAGCACAACAACAGCGACAACAAAAGACGGCUCUGAGCCCUCCUUUGCUUCUAGACAAAACCGAGGACAUCAUGUCGUCUAUCAUGGAUGAAUUCGGUGAUAGUAUAUGGUCCAUCGGAGCACCUGCUGGAUUGUCUCCAUAUCAGUUGCGAAAGACGUUCUCAAAUAUAGGCACAUCGGACAUAUAG